AAAAAGCUGCGUCCCCACAUAUUCUACUUAUUUUAAAUAUUCGUUUUAAUAUAAACCUGCAUAUAAGCGUACAUAUACAUGUCUGAUUCUAUAUAUAGGCGUGAGACCCUCUUCUCCAUUCUUCACUUCACUCCAACGUGAAACCUGCAAACUUAAUUUCUCUUCAUAUUUUUCUUUAGCUUCUCUUAAUUUUACACUUAGGGUUUUCAAACAAAGAGAGAGAGAAGUGUGUGAGCGAUGAUGCAGACUCCGUACACAACUUCAACGCAGGGGCAAUAUUGUCAUUCUUGUGGAAUGUUCCACCACCAUAGCCAAAGCUGCUGCUACAAUAACAACAACAACUCCAACGCCGGUUCUUACUCGAUGGUCUUCUCCAUGCAAAACGGCGGCGUUUACGAGCAGAACGGCGAGGACUAUCAUCACUCUUCCUCCGUCGUUGACUGUACUCUGUCUCUUGGAACUCCUUCUACGAGGCUUUGUGAAGAAGACGAGAAACGUAGACGCUCUACUUCCUCUGGUGCUUCUUCUUGCAUCUCCAACUUCUGGGACUUGCUUCACACCAAAAACAACUCAAAACCGACACCGUACAAUAACGUUCCUUCUUUCUCCACUAACAAGCCAACUCGCGCUUGUUCCGCGGGUGGUGGUGGAGGAGGAGGCGGUGGCGGAGGUGAUUCUCUUCUCGCCAGACGCUGUGCCAACUGUGACACUACUUCUACUCCACUAUGGAGGAAUGGUCCUAGAGGCCCCAAGUCCCUAUGCAAUGCAUGCGGCAUUCGUUUCAAGAAGGAAGAGAGAAGAACCACGGCGGCUUCAGGAAACACCGUCGUCGGAGCUGCACCAGUUCAAACCGACCAGUACGGACAUCACAACUCCGGCUACAAUAAUUACCAUGCUGCCACUGGUAACAACAAUAAUAAUGGUACUCCGUGGGCUCAUCAUCACUCGACGCAGAGGGUUCCGUGUAAUUAUCCGGCUAACGAGAUCAGGUUCAUGGAUGAUUACGGCAGUGGAGUAGCAAACAACGGUGAAUCCGACGGUGCUCACGGCGGUGUUCCGUUCCUUUCUUGGAGGCUUAAUGUGGCGGAUAGGGCAAGUCUUGUCCAUGACUUUACCAGAUGAAAGGAAAAAAAGAAAACGACGUUAGAUUCUUAAAAUUUCCAUGUGGUUUAAUUAUGUCUAAUUUAAAAAAAAAACGUAAGAAAAUAUUUCCAAAAAAAAAAUAGAAGUGUAUAUCGAGAGACGAUGUUGAUGUUUAUUGAUAGCGACGGUCUAACUUAUGGUU
Arabidopsis lyrata subsp. lyrata is the source of this 1285-nucleotide messenger RNA. Its product is annotated as GATA transcription factor 18. Gene Ontology annotation, biological process: flower development; regulation of DNA-templated transcription. NCBI's taxonomy places the organism in Eukaryota, Viridiplantae, Streptophyta, Magnoliopsida, Brassicales, Brassicaceae. The coding region runs from base 238 to 1122 and encodes 294 amino acids. Gene Ontology annotation, molecular function: sequence-specific DNA binding; DNA-binding transcription factor activity; zinc ion binding. The record is from RefSeq and is a predicted model, not a curated record. The transcript has 2 exons.